Molecule: messenger RNA, 638 nt
Organism: Quercus robur (English oak)
Lineage: Eukaryota; Viridiplantae; Streptophyta; Magnoliopsida; Fagales; Fagaceae
Product: coniferyl alcohol acyltransferase-like
Exons: 1
Coding region: 4-504 (166 amino acids)
Source: RefSeq, a predicted model, not a curated record
ACCAUGUUCAACCCUUCCAAUGAUCCAGAACCUAGUGCCAACCAUUUCGAAAACCGCAUAUGCCUAGUUAAGGCAGACAUAAUUAACCAACUCCAAUCACAAGCCAGCACCAUGGAAAGAAAAAGGACUAAACUAGAGUCUUUCAGUGCACUUUUGUGGAAAAUUAGUGCCAAAAGUGCUAAAAACAAAAGGGUAUCAAAAUUGGGUAAUGUUGUUGAUGGUAGGACAAUGCUUAGCUUUGGAGACAAAGAGAAAACAUCACUAAUGUCUUCUUACUUUGGAAACAUGUUGUCUAUUCCCUAUGAUACUAAGAAAAUUGAUGAGCUUGUUGAAAAACCAUUGAGUUGGGUGGCUAAUGAAGUUCAUGGAUUUUUGGAAGGUGCAAAGACUAAAGAACAUUUCUUGGAUUUGAUAGAUGGGGUGGAGGCUCAUCGUCCAGCGCAAAGUUUGGCAAAGGUAUAUAGUAGUGGCAACAAAGAAGGACAAGCUUUGGUGGUUUCAUAAGGACAACAUUUUCCAAUAUCAAAGGUGGAUUUUGGGUGGGGAAAGAGUGCAUUUGGGUCAUUCUAUUUUCCAUGGGGUGGGAAUGUUGGGUAUGUGAUGCCAAUACCAAGUCCAUCUGGUAAUGGUGAUUGGGU